AUGGACUCUUGGCAAUCCCCGCUUUCGAGCCGCUAUGCAAGCAAGGAAAUGUCGAAUCUAUUUUCCAAUGCUACUCGAUUUGGCACAUGGCGUCAGCUCUGGCUCAAUUUAGCCAUCGCUGAGAAAGAGCUAGGGCUUCCUAUCCCUGAUGAGGCAAUUGAGCAGAUGCGUGCGAACCUGACUCUCGAUGAAGCGCAAAUGAAAGUUGCUGCUGAGGAAGAAAAGCGCCGUCGUCAUGAUGUCAUGGCGCAUGUCCACACGUUUGGCACCGUUGCGCCUGCGGCUGCUGCCUUCAUUCACCUGGGCGCUACGUCGUGCUAUGUCACAGACAAUGCUGACCUUAUUUUCCUUCGUAAGGGCCUUGAUCUACUUCUGCCGAAGCUGGCCCUGGUUAUUCACCGUUUGGCGACAUUUGCGGAGAAGUACCGUGAUCUGCCUACACUCGGCUUCACGCAUAUGCAGCCUGCGCAGCUUACAACAGUCGGCAAGCGAGCUACGCUGUGGAUCCAGGAGUUCCUCUGGGACCUCCGCAACAUCAAGCGCGCCCGUGACGACCUUGGCUUCCGGGGCGUGAAAGGCACAACUGGCACGCAGGCCAGUUUCCUGCAACUGUUCGACGGCGACCACGACAAGGUGGAGGCGCUGGAUGAGCGGGUGACCGAGCUGUUUGGCUUUCCAUACGCUAUGCCCGUGACGGGCCAGACUUACUCGCGCAAAGUGGAUAUUGACGUGCUAUCGACGUUGUCUUCGUUCUCUGCCUCGGCUCUGAAGAUGGCUACAGACAUCCGCCUCCUAUGCCACCUCAAGGAGAUUGAAGAGCCUUUUGAGAAGGACCAGAUCGGCUCGAGUGCUAUGGCUUACAAGCGUAACCCCAUGCGGUCGGAGCGCGUAUGUGCGCUAUCGCGCUGGUUGGGCAACACACUCAACAACGCUCGUGAGACGGCUGGUGGCCAGUGGAUGGAGCGCACGCUGGAUGACAGUGCCAACCGACGCCUCUCAAUCCCUGAGGCCUUCCUGACCGCGGACGUAAUCCUCACGCUUUUGCAGAACAUCAGCGAGGGCCUGGUGGUCUACCCAGCAAUCAUCGCUCGCCAUAUUUCUGCUGAGCUGCCAUUCAUGGCGACAGAGAACAUCAUCAUGGCCAUGGUACGCAGCGGCGGCGAUCGCCAGGAGUGCCACGAAAAGAUUCGUGUUCUGUCGCACCAGGCAGCGCGUGUGGUGAAGGAAGAGGGUGGCGAGAACGACCUCAUUGAGCGCGUGCGUAAGGACCCGUACUUCGCCCCCAUUACUGGCCGCCUAGACGAGCUUCUGGACCCUGCCAGCUUCACAGGCCGUGCCCCGCAGCAAGUGGACAGCUUCCUUGUCAAGUGGGUUCGCCCUGCUCUAGAGCCGUACGCGGCCUCCUUUGCCAGCGCGGGCAAGGCAGAACUUUCUGUCUAA
Malassezia sympodialis ATCC 42132 is the source of this 1440-nucleotide messenger RNA. It is a transcript of the gene ADE13, whose product is annotated as adenylosuccinase ADE13. Gene Ontology annotation, biological process: 'de novo' AMP biosynthetic process. Gene Ontology annotation, molecular function: (S)-2-(5-amino-1-(5-phospho-D-ribosyl)imidazole-4-carboxamido) succinate lyase (fumarate-forming) activity; N6-(1,2-dicarboxyethyl)AMP AMP-lyase (fumarate-forming) activity. The record is from RefSeq and is a predicted model, not a curated record. NCBI's taxonomy places the organism in Eukaryota, Fungi, Basidiomycota, Malasseziomycetes, Malasseziales, Malasseziaceae. Gene Ontology annotation, cellular component: cytosol.